Cajanus cajan (pigeon pea) is the source of this 980-nucleotide messenger RNA. Its product is annotated as DNA-directed RNA polymerase subunit beta. The record is from RefSeq and is a predicted model, not a curated record. Gene Ontology annotation, cellular component: chloroplast. Lineage: Eukaryota; Viridiplantae; Streptophyta; Magnoliopsida; Fabales; Fabaceae.
AAUAGAAAACUCAAAGUUACUCUUGAGUGUUGUUGUUGCUGUAGGGUAUUUCUAUCCUCUGCACUCUGCAGUGUGCCCCUUGUUCCUCCCAUGAAUUCAGCAUCUCUAGCUUCCUUCGUCCUCACACCCCCACCACCAUGCAAGUUCCGCCCCUUUCUGCAAACCAAACACCAACCCACAUUUAACACUCUCCUCACCCUCUCUCCCAUCUCUCUCACCCCAAAACCCUCUCCGCCGCGAGCCACCGACUCCAACCUCGACGCCCCCGUCUCCCUCCCCGUCCCCAUCGCCGAAAUCAUCGAGAAGGACUGGUCGCUCCUCGAUUGCGCCGAACCCGGUUCGGAAAAGGGGAGCAUUGAGCGCAUUGUGGCUGCUGCGAGGGUUGAAGAGGGUUCCAGGGUUUUGGUUUCGACUGGGUCUGAAGACUUUGUGGAUUGCUUGGUGGGGUUGACUCGCUCUCUGUUCGUUGUUCAUGAUUCUCUUCUCAUAUUGGCUUGUGUUAAGGAAAAGUAUGACAAGGUUAAGUGUUGGCAAGGGGAGGUUUUGUAUGUUCCAGAAAAGUGGGCUCCUUUUGAUGUUGUGUUUCUUUAUUUUCUACCUGCGUUGCCUUUCGGACUCGACCAAGUUCUGGGGUCUUUGGCUGGGAAAUGUGCGCCGGGGGGAAGAGUGAUUAUCAGUCAUCCCAAAGGGAGAGAAGUAUUAGAACAGCAGAGACAACAGUACCCAGAAAUAGUAGUUUCUGACCUACCUGACAAAACACAUUUACACAGUGUUGCAACUGCUCAUUCUUUUGAUGUGGCUGAAUUUGUGGAUGAACCUGACAUGUAUUUAGCUGUUUUAAUCUGCUCGAGAGCUUAAAAACUAGAGUGGAUACAUUUCAAUACACAAUUUGAUUGAACUAUGUAUAUGCUGUUUUUCUUUUUGACUAAUAGUUUGAAUUUUUGGAUUAAAAAUGAUAAAAUAAUAUAAUUUGUUUGAUA